UUGGCUGUGCGCAUGCGCCAUAGCGCAAAAUGGUAUUUAAAUAUAGGGUUAUUCCAACUCGGUACAGCGGACAAUCCGCGCCUUCUCUUCUCCGACACUGUCCUGUCUGUCUUAUAAGGAUGAUUUCUUGUGCAUUUCUAAUUUGGACGUUUCUUGCUGGAGUUGCAGCUCUGUUGUUUUACCAGAGACGGUUUUACCCUUACUUUUGGGAGGACUUGAUGUAUGGCUUAAAGGUCCGAAAGGUCGGGAAGGCGAUGAUGGCGAAGAUGGAACGAGGGGUUCUCACCUAUCUAGACCGCUUCGUUGACCAGGCAAAACAGACUCCUGGAAAGCCGUUCAUCGUUUACGAGAAGGAGGUUUUGACAUACAUGGAUGUGGACUUAAGGAGCAACAAGUUUGCGAAUGUUUUCCGGAAAGAUGUCGGUGUGAAACACGGUGACAUUGUCGCGCUUUGGAUGAGCAACGAGCCCGACUUCUUGUGCGCGUGGUUCGGGUUGUGUAAACUGGGCUGUGAGGUGGCCUUCAUCAACACCAACAUCAAAGCCAAAGCUCUUCUGCACUGUCUACAAAGCUGUGGGGCCAAAGUUCUCAUCGUAGGAUCUGAUUUGAUCCAAGUUUUGAAUGAUGUCCUGCCAGCUCUAUCGGAUAAUGACAUUAAUGUGUGGGUAACUGAAAAGAGCUGCUCAUGUCAGAGUGUCAGCACAUUGUUGGACAAAGUAGAGCUGGCCUCAGAAGAAAAGCCACAAGAUGACUUUCCCCUGCCAAAUCUCACAUCUAACUUCCUGUUCAUCUUCACCUCAGGCACCACAGGACUUCCAAAAGCUGCCAGAGUCAGUCACAUCAAGGCUGUGAUGAGCAUGGCCUUCUUCAGCCUAUGUGGUGUCAAUAGAAAUGAUACCAUCUAUCUCACCUUGCCACUCUACCAUAUGGCUGCCUCUCUGCUGGGUAUUGGCGGAUGCAUUGAUCUAGGAGCUACAUGUGUUUUAAAGAAGAAAUUUUCAGCUAGCCAGUUCUGGAUUGACUGCAUCAAGUACGAAGUUACUGUGUUCCAGUAUAUUGGAGAACUCUGUCGAUAUCUGAUCAAUCAACCCAAGACUCCAGAAGAGAUGGCACAUAAAGUGCGCAUUGCUGCAGGGAGUGGGCUUAGAGCAGAUGUCUGGAAGGAGUUUUCCAGACGCUUUGGGAAAAUACGGAUUUGUGAGGCAUACGGUUUGACCGAGGCCAGCAUUGGCUUUGUUAACUACACCACAGAAAUUGGACCCAUUGGGCGGGCCAGUUAUUUCAACAAGCGUAGUCUACCAUUUGAAUUUUUAAAAUAUGACCCAGAAACAUAUGAACCUGUCCGAACUGAUAAAGGCCGCUGUGUAAAAGUGAAUAAAGGUGAAGUUGGUUUGCUGGUUGCCCCGCUGUCUUUCACCAACCCCUUUCUUGGCUAUGCGGGGAACAAAACCAUGUCUGAAAAGAAGCUGCUGAGAGAUGUGUUUGAAGAGGGGGAUGUAUAUUUCAACACUGGAGAUUUGAUGCUUCAGGAUCACAGAGACUUUGUUUACUUUAAAGACAGGAUAGGAGACACAUUCAGAUGGAAAGGAGAGAACGUGGCCACUACUGAAGUUUCUGAAGUAUUAGGCUGUUUGGAGUUUCUGCAGGAUGUUAAUGUCUACGGUGUCACUGUUCCAGGCUACGAAGGAAGAGCCGGGAUGGCAGCUGUGGUCUUAAAGGAAGGCCACAACUUGGAUAGAGAAAGCAUUUUCAAUCAUUUGGUACAGAAUCUUCCAACGUACGCCUGGCCGUGGUUUUUAAGAGUGCAGACUUUCUUGGAUGUUACGGAGACCUUUAAGCAGCAAAAAAAAAAGCUUGUGGAGGACGGAUUCUGUCCUCAGGCUGUCCAAGCUCCACUCUACUUCCUGGAUUGCUCUAAGAAAGCCUACAUCCAACUCUCUCAGAGUAUUUAUGACGACAUUGUCUCAGGCAAGAUACGACUCUGAGCCUAUCAUUUACGGACAUGUGACAGAAUGUGUAUCUGGCAUGGGAUUGUUCCACAAUGCAGCAUGUUAAUCACUGUUUUUAUUAUUUUUGAGAGCUAAUGUAUUUUUUAGAAUAUUUUAAGGAAAACACUGGACAUUUCUCAGAAGCUUUUGACUUUUCACAGUGCUUAAAAAUGAUUUUUCAUUUUGUGGUGAAUGGUAUAGAACACUGUGAAAUAUAUUGAGAAUAUUCCAUGUGGAAGCUCAUGAGAAGUCAUUUCUACACCAUAUCUUGCUUUAGGAGCCCACAUUUUGUCUAAAGAAAAAAAAAUUGUCCAAAUAUAUUCCAAAAUCUUAUUGAAAUUUUUAAACGCUUCCAAUGAACUGGUAAUCUUUGGAGGAAACUGUUGAAACCUUUUUAUUUAAUUAUAAUGUUCACCUUUUUUUUUUAGUAAUUUCAUUUAAUUAUGUUUAACACUGCCCAGUAAAUACCUGCUCUACUGGAUAUUCUAGCUCACUUUAUUACUAUAAUAUUGUUUAUAUUUAGAGCAUAUAUUGUUAUAUAACUUGUAGAGAGACUUUUUUUCUAUAAUUGUAGUAGCAGAACCAAAGUCAUUUUAAUACCAGUUCAGUCAUUAGAUGUAAAUGUUGACAGUGUCUAUAAUACUAGGUGUAUUUUACUUGUAGAUCCAGUGUAGUGCAGGCAGUGAUUAAAACAUGGGAAAACUGGGUAAUAUAGGUAAGCAAAAGAUUAAACAUUUUGGGAGAAAAAUCAGAUGCUAAACAGACAGUACUGAUACUGACUCCAUAAUUGAAUACUGGCAAAUCUUUGUAAAGACAGAGCUUUUAAAGUGAUGCAUACACUUACUGUCCACUUUAAUAACACUUUGUGUAUACGCUUAUACACUAAGAGCUUCAGAUAAUGUUCACAUCAGAAUUGGGAAAAAGUGUAUUUCUGUGACUAAUCAUGGCAUGGUUGUUGGUGGCAGAAGGGCUGUUUUGUGUAGUUCAGAAAGUGCUGAUCUCCUGGAAGGUUAAACAGAAUGGGGUAAGAAACAAAAAAAAUCCUGCGAAUAGUGGAUCUUCUGGCACUGUUUAUGAUCAUGCUGAGCAGAAAAUGAUUUUCAGAUUCAUGUACUGUACAUGAAUCCUCAGGACAGUUACUUCCUGGCUGACAGGAGUGGAACCUGAUGCAGUUUUUCACCUAAUGGUUUGAUGUUUUGUGCAUUCUGCCUUCCACUUGUAAAGAUUGAUGAUAUGAGUUACUGUUUGCUUCCUGAUGGCUCAAAUCAAUCUGGCCAUUUUACUUGGACUUGUCGAAUCAACAUAGGUUUUUUCCACCCACAGAACAGAAACACUCAAGGUUUAUUAAUUAAUUAAUUUUUUUUAUAAUAUCUAAAGAUCAACAUAACUAAACUUUAAAGACUGUUGUCUGUGAAAUUCCCAAGAAAUCAUCAAUUUCUCAGAUAUUCAAACCAACCUGUGACAAUAACCUAGUCAUGGUUAAAGUCACAGAGAACACACUUUACCCUUGUGAUGUGAACAUUAACUGAUACUCUUUACAUGUAUGCAUGAUUUGUUGAUGUUCUGUGCUGCUGCCGCAUUAUUAGGUAGGUGUAUACAGUAGGUGUUCCUGUAAAAGUGGGCGGUGAUGGUGUAGUAUAUACAACGAGACAUCGCUUAUGUGAAUUAGUACUGUAGGUAGGUGAUUGAGAGCAGAGUAAAAUCUGGAAAUCACUUGCGGAUCUGCAUGAGACUGUGAAAAACUGCUAAGAAGUAAAAAUGCACGAAUACCACCUUUAAUUAAGUCAGGCCUGGAAUUAAUGGGACUUUUGGUUAAGAUUAGUUCCAAUGGUUAUGAAAAAUGUCUGUGUUUAUUUAACUCAAAUGCACAAAAAUAAAAACAUAUUGCUACAA
Tachysurus fulvidraco (yellow catfish) is the source of this 3881-nucleotide messenger RNA. RefSeq names its product long-chain fatty acid transport protein 6. Gene Ontology annotation, molecular function: long-chain fatty acid-CoA ligase activity; long-chain fatty acid transmembrane transporter activity. The transcript has 10 exons. The coding region runs from base 30 to 1985 and encodes 651 amino acids. The record is from RefSeq and is a predicted model, not a curated record. NCBI's taxonomy places the organism in Eukaryota, Metazoa, Chordata, Actinopteri, Siluriformes, Bagridae.